Olea europaea var. sylvestris is the source of this 1610-nucleotide messenger RNA. Its product is annotated as mental retardation GTPase activating protein homolog 4-like. The record is from RefSeq and is a predicted model, not a curated record. The transcript is spliced from 3 exons. NCBI's taxonomy places the organism in Eukaryota, Viridiplantae, Streptophyta, Magnoliopsida, Lamiales, Oleaceae. The coding region runs from base 214 to 1194 and encodes 326 amino acids.
CGCCAAAUUGCUUUAUUGUUUACGCGUUCGAUAGUUCAAGUUUGGGUCGACGAAACCCUAACCCUAGGCUUCUGAAAAAUCUACGGAAAUUCAUUGUAUAAAUCAUUGAUUCGCGCUUGUUUUGUAGAUCUUUAACACAUACCCGGUAUUUAGUCAUCAAUUACUUGAUUCCUUGUCCUUUUUUCGGGAAAUCUUCGAUUCGAUCUUGAAAAUAUGUCUCGCUGCUUUCCUUACCCACCACCAGGGUAUUCACUGAGCAGAGCCGGGAAUGAGGCCUUGAUCGAAUCGAUUAAGCUCCAAAAGGAGAGGGAGAAGUCAAACGAAGAAAGGAAGAAGGAAAAGAGAAGGGAGAAAAAAGAAAAAAGGAAAGAGAAGAAGGGGAAGACAAAUGAGAACUCUCGUGGUAAGUCUCAUAAUGUCGACAAUGCUUGUGUUGGGGAAAACAUUUGGAUGGAUUCAAGAGGUGGGCUUCUCCACAAGGGGAAAAAAGCUGAAAUUGAACAGUUGGAAAAGAGCAGUCUCACUGAAGAGCUUGAGCAACCUGUCUGUUCUCGCAUUCCCAGCUCUUCGUCUGAGAGCACGGAGAACAGCAACAAGAGGAAGAGGCGUACCUCGUCCAUAGGUGGCAGCAACAGUCUUGGUAACAUUAUCAAGAUCCGAUUGCCUUCAAGGAAGAAGAAUGAACCUGAUGCUUCGUUCAAUAAGCCACAGCUUUGCUCUACAUCUGGAAGGAUGGAUAUUCCUGUGCAACGGAAGGAUGAAAUUGCUGUCAGAGCUAGCCGAGGAACAGUUUGCUCCACUUCACAGGGAACGCAUAACCUUGUUCGAGGAGUUCCAGCUGGAACUGACAAAGAGCUGGUUUUUUCAGCUUCUAGGCAGACGGAGGCUGCUGCUCAUGUCAAACUGGGAUCUUCAUUUGGGGCUAGUGCAGCAUUGACUCCAAUGCAGAGACUGGAAUUACAGUAUAAGAACUUAGUCGAGAAUUGGGUUCCUCCCGAUCUCCAUACUUUGGCGAAUGAUCUUGAUGAUCAAGAAUGGCUCUUCCAGAGAAAGGAUAAAGAUGUGUGUGCAGUAAAAAGAAUCAGAUCCAGCGCAGAUGCUAUAUCCUGUUCUAACAGCUUGGCAUUGUGGCCUCAAUCAAGAUACUUGCCUGAUGCCGAUAUUUGUGCAUUGCCUUACGUGUUCCCAUUUUGAGUUUGCACAAAGCGUGGUUCAUUGCUGUCAGAGGAUGGUUUAGAUCUGCUUGAAAGGUAUGGUGGUUGGUAUGACCAUCUAUAUAGCAGCAUCUGCUACUGCACUGCGGAUGAGGCCUCUAUAAUGCUUCUUCAGAGGCCAUAGUAAGAUGAUGAUCCACCGGUAUCUAAUUGCAGAUGGUAUAUGUUAGCAUAUGAAGAUAUAAUGAAAUGGUUCAAGUAUGCAAGUGGAUAUUUUUCAUCUAGAACAGGGCAGCAGACUCCAUUCCUUUCGGUGGCUCUCGUAUCAAGGAUCUUGUUGUUUUUAUUGAUGCUAUUACACGUGAUAAUAUUCUUUUAAUGGCAUCGGGUGCAUUGAAAUUUCUUUUGAAUCUGUACGGACAUGUUAUGAAAUGACUUUGGGUGAGUUUAUGACUC